AUGGUGUUGAGAUGCAAGACGUGCCACCAGCGCGCCAGAGACCAUGAUGGAAGCUGCAAGAACUCGAAGUGCGCGCAGUACCGCGCGCCUCUGAAAGGGCAGCAUUGGAAAGUUGCCAGGGUGAGCGAUAUCUUGGGCAAGCCGACAGAGAAAAUCGGCGCGUACGUCGCCGGCGGUUUCAUUCUCACUUUGCUUCGCAGACAUGACAUUCGCGUCGGCGUAGCGAGCGGCGAGUAUCUUCGGGCCGCAGCCUCUGGCGCGACUGCAGUGCGCUUGGAGCUUUUAGCGGUGGUCUAUCUGUGCUACUGGCGGUGGUCGGCGAGCUCACUUCUUGGAUACUUGUCGAAGGCAUUAUCCCGUUUUGAGCGCGCGGACUCCGCAGACAGAGCUGAGAUCUUAAAGGGCGCGUGGUCUUCGAUGGAGGCGGACAUGGACGGUUACCAGAACCCGGCUAGUCGCCGCACUGGUGCGCACGAAUUCGAGAAAUUGGUGCCUGACGUGCAGAAUGGUAAGCUCCGGGGCGCUUGCGUAGAUCUCGCCGAGUUGUUCGCCGCGAAGCCCACGUUCAGGGACGCCGAGAGCAUCCUGCGAAAGCACGAGAUACAGCUAUGGGCCGGCGCCACAUACAAUCGAGUCAGGUUUCUGCGGUGGCUGUUCAAAGCGGAGGGCCUGCGCGUGCCCGUCGAGGGCAAAGAUUGGCCCCUGAUCGCUGGCAUGGGGUCUGGGGCUGAAGAGGGCCUGGCCGACGCAGGUAUAGAUUCGUACGAACAGGCGGAGGCGGCCUGCGCUAUUUUGGCCGUCGAAAUCGCAGCCUCUGGCGCGACGCCCCCGGGGGACGGGGUCGGUGCGUCCUCUAGCGCGACAUGCGGGGUCGACGAUCUCGUCUGUUUCCUGUGCUUGAGCAAGAACAGAGAAGCUGUUCCUCGCAGGGUGUUCCCGCCGCCUGCGCCCCAGGUGUCCAUCGCGCAAGAUUUGGGGUUGGUUGCCCCGGUCGCAGCCGCUGGCGCGAGUGCGCCCUCAGGCGAGACUCUUUGUCAUGCGCGAGUCAGGGGCAAAACCGCAGCGACGCCAGCCAUCGUCUCCAUCGCGGCGCGGGUGCUCCAGGAAAUCUUGCGCUGGGCGCGCGCUCCCGCCGCGGGCGCAAUAUGUAAUUGUUGCCGCGCGUGGCACGCAGGAGGUCUAUUUCUGGCCUGCGCGGUCUCUGAGAGGAGGCGGGGCGUCGCAGACUCUGUCGCGAGCAUCCUGUCCUUCGAUGCUAAGCCCGUCCAUGCGCUGCGCGAUGCAGGAGUCUCCAAAAGUGAUGUUCUCCGCGCUUGGGCCUGCGCGUGGGACUUGCUCGAUGGGCUCCCCCCGCGUGCUAGUUUGGACUUCGACGAGCGAUUGUUGUCAAUGGCUCUAGUUCGCAUGGGCGUCAAGGAACACCUUCGGGGCGACGCGAAGAAGGACGCGGCUGCCCUGAUGUUCCCCGAUGCAGGCGGGGAAUAUUCGCUUGCGGCUGUGGGGAAGAAGGGCGGCAAGGGCGACAAGGGCGGCAAGGGCGACAAGGGGGGCAAGGGCGACAAGGGCGGCAAAGGCGGCUGCAAGGGCUUCAAGGGCGCCAAGGACGCCCUCGACAAGUGGCAGCUGCCCGUUGCGGAGACGGCCGCCCCGGCUGCUGCAGUGCCCCCGCCGGCUGCGGCCCCGGCGGUUGCGCCCGCGGCGCAGCCGGCGGCGCCCAAGGCGGCGGGCAUCAGGGCCCCGAGGUCGCGGCUGGAGGCGCAGCCCGUGGAGCCGACGAAGGACGAGGACAUCGUCGACGGUAUGGACUACGAGGAGGACGAUGACGAGUUCGCGGAGGCUGCUGAGACCAAAGCGGAGCCGGUGCCGCCUGCACAGAGGUUACCAGCUGGAAGCAAGGUCAUCAAGGUCCGCGCCACGGAGCGGUCCGCGCCGGCGCCCGCCGCCGCCAAGGACGAGAAGGCUGCGCCGGCGAAGGCGGGCGGCCCCGUGCGCAAGGCGACAGCAAAGCCCCGGGCCGCGCCGUACUGAGCGGCUGGGUCCCCGCCGACAGGGAGGGGAGGAACAAUCGGUGCGUGUGGGG
This is a messenger RNA of Prorocentrum cordatum, 2080 nucleotides long. Lineage: Eukaryota; Dinophyceae; Prorocentrales; Prorocentraceae. The record is from the annotation of a GenBank genome assembly.